UUUUUUUCCUUUUUCAAAUUAUUAAGUUUCAGAAGUUUGGAGAAUGUAAAGUUACAAAAAUGUAAUAGAUGACUUGGAUUGUUUAAACACAUCUCUGGAAUGAGAAUACAGUUUUUUAAAAAGGAAGCUGAGGUCUGGAGAGGUGGCUCAGCCAUUAAGAAACCUUUCUGCUUCUGUAGAGAACAGGAAAUAGUUCGCAGCACCCACACAGGGCUGCUCACAAGUUCUGGAAACUCUAGCUUCAGGAGAUUCAACACUCUUUUUCUUCUGGUCUACACCCUCCACAUACAUCCCCAAACACCUAGCAAGUAAUUCUGUGUCUGUCAUUUUGAAGUGCAUGUUUCAGCCAGGGCCGAGGAUAUCUUUGUAAAGUGAAACACCUUCUUUGAGGAUGAGGAGUCUUGAACUGUUCACAGAUGGUCCACAGAUUCCAACAGAAUUGCAUUUACUCUGGCUUCGGAUGUUAUUUGACUCAUAUGCAUCAGGCUUAUUGCUACAAAAUGUGAUUUCAACCAAAGAAAAUAUUUUAUUAAAAAUGUUUCUGAAAUGAGAUCAAGGUUUUGGUUCGAAAGCUUAAAUGGGAUGGUCUAGGCUGUAUGUACAGUGAAAAACUACUUCUUCUGAUAAAAAAUUACCAUCACUGCUUGUUAAUGUUUUCAAGUUUUAAGAAACGGCCAACUGUUAUCCAAUAUGAUCAUAUCUUCUAUUGUGCACAGUAGUAGUGAGAUUACAAAGCUCUCUGCCCUCCUCACUAAGACUCCUAAGGGCAGCUCUGUAUGAGUGUGGUGUCCUAUGGGGAUUUUAAUUUGCAUUCUUCAAUGUCUAAUGGCCGUGAACUUCCUUCUGUGCACUUUUUGCCUCUUGCACAUCUUCUUGCUCAUCCAGUCAGUCAAUAUUUUAUUAAAAAAGAAAUGCACACAUUGGCUCAUAAAAAUGUAUAUUCUCACUCUGGGCUAAAUUGUGUUUUAAAAUUUUUUUGUGUGUAAAGUACUGACCCAAUGAGUGUAUUUAGAGAUUGAUCUACAAGGAAACAUUUAAGGUUAAAAGAGUUUGUAAGAGUGAUACCCUGACACUGAAGGAUUUGUGUUCUUAUAAUAAAUCCCAAAAUGCUUGCUUCCAUGAACACUCAUAUAAAGAGAGUGCACAACAAGGUGGAGGGUGCCUUCAAGUCAAGACGCUCCUUGUUAGAAUUGGACCUUGCUGGCAUAAUGAACUUGGACUUCCAGUUUCCAGAAAAAUGUCUAUUGUGUAAGUUACUUAAUCUCUGUUCCAUUAUGGCAGUCUGGGCUGACAAAGAUGAUGUGCUUACUCAUUUAUUUAUUUGUAAUGCUCAAAAUUGGAAAGCAUCCAAAUGAAUAAAAUAUAUAUACACACACAUGGUGUGUAUGUGUGUAAAAUGGAAUGCUACGGAGCAAUAAAAUCGAAUGAACUAUUUAUACAGCACAGAUAAAUCUCAAAAUGAUUGUACUGAGUAAAACAAAGCAAACAUGCACGGGCGCGCGCGCGCACACACACACACACACACACAGAGAGAGAGAGAGAGAGAGAGAGAGAGAGAGAGAGAGAGAGAUUGAGAUUGACACUGUGAAUCCAUUAUAUAAAUUUGAGAAGGUGUAGAUAAUCUAUAGUGACAGAAAGCAGGUCUGUGGUUUCCUGGGAGGGGUGCAUAGGGAGGUAUGUGAGGGUGGGAAUCUGAGCAUGCUGGGAGUAAACUAGAGAUGAUGCAUAUAUCAUAUAUUUAUCAGUUUGAUUGUGGUGACAAUUGUACGGGUGUAUAUAUAUGCCAAAAUGUAAGUUGCAUACUUUAAAUAUAUGUAACAAUGGUGUGUCAGUCAUAUUCAGUAAUGCUGCUAAAAAUGUGUGGGAUUUUCUUAUCUAUAGGAAGCUUCAGUUUUGUAUUAAGCAGGUUUUUUUUAAUGCUCUUAUCUCUAAUCUCCGAUAAAGAGAUGGAAAAGAAAAUGCCUCGCUUAGUAAAGGCUGCCGCAUGUAUGGAAUGCCACUGCUUUGUAACAGAAUUACCAUCAAUUGCGCCUGUCACUAGGAGAGCAACAGACAAAAACCAAACCAAAAAACCUUAGAACAGGUAGAUGGCCGAGAACUCACAACCGAAAGACAAAAGGUUACACUCAGGGUUUUCUCUUUCUCUUUUUCUUGGCUUUUUACAGGCUUAGAUGGUUAUGCUACAUAUUGUGGUAAAGAAAGAAAACCACUAAGGUAUAGUUCUUUCGAUUUCUUCCUCCCUCUGUCUUCAUCUUCCUCCCCUGCCCCGUUUUUUCGAGACAGGUUUUCUCUGUGUAGGCCUGGCUAUCCUGGAACUGUCUGGAAUUCGCUCUGUAGACCAGGUUGGCCUCGAAAUCAGAGAUCUGCCUGCCUCUGCCUCGGGAGCACUGGGAUUAAAGGCGUGCGCCAAUCUUAUUUGGCGAUUAAAGACAGGAUAGCUGCAUCUCAGAAAAGCCUCCACACUGAGAUGUUAAAAGUAAGAGGUUUAAGUUCGAUAAAACGUUUACAGUAGAUCUCAAAGUUGCAUAUGGAAUUUGAUUAAAAUCUCAAAGCCUGCCUCAGUAUCAGAAACACUGGAAGAUAAACUAGGGUUUUACUGAUAAUGGGGCGCAUCGGUUAAGUUUACUGGAAGUUGAGAAAAGCGAAGCUUCAUACAGAAGUACUUCGUGGGAAGUCACUGUGUAGACAACUUUGUCCAAUUGAUGCAAAACUGCUUUUUUUCCCCAGUGUAGGCGACACCAAGUUUUUACUUAAGAGCUAGCUUUUUAGUUUAUUAUUAUUAUUAUUAUUUGUUUUUAUAUUUCAAAUGUUAUCCUCUUUCCCGGUUUCCCCUCUGCAAAUCCCCUAUCCUAUCCCCUCUUACCCUACUUCUAUGAGGGUGCUCCCCCACCCACUUAUUCACUCCCGCCUCACCGCCCUAGCAUUCCUCUACACUGGGGCACUUCUUAGGUUUUAAGCAAAAAAAAAAAAAAUUGAGUUUUGACUAUGCAAGCUAACAAGUGGUAGAAGAGCAAAUUCACAGUUGAUGUCAAGUUCUUUCUCGUUCUAAUAGUUGAUACAGAACAAAGUUCUGCAAGGCACCCCUCCCCGCCACGCCCCACUCGGUGGUGCGUCCUCCCUUUUGCGGUCUGUGACUGCGACAGUCCUAAUUCGCUGCUGCUUCCCAGCUAGAGCUCAGACUGCACCUGCUCCCAAGGCCAGCGGGGGUCCUGGUCUUCCACACUCCGCUUGAAUUGCUUGUGCACGGACACGACGACCCGCCAGGGGUCACUGCAGCCUCAGAGCUAUUGUGCCCACCAGUGCCUGGUCCCGGCUGGCCGCUCCGAGGGCGUGGGACUGGGACCGCAGAACGCAAGGGUCGGAGCAGAACUGCGCCUUGCCGGUCCAGAGCCAACCUUCCGGUCUCCCUGGGAAACGAACGCGGUGACCUCGCGACAGCAGCGCGGCUCCGGCAGCGCAGGCGUUCUCUCCAGGACCUGCAAGCACCUAGCCAGACUGACCACCUCCGCUCCGCCCUCCAUUGAGACCCCGCCCUGAAGGGGGGCGCUCGGGUCACCGUCCCGGGGCUCCUACUUCAGUUUCGAGGCCUUUUGCCGACGCCCCGGGCCGGGGCUGGCUGUACCUGGGCUGCUCCCGCCCAGGGCUCCGCCCCACGCGCCACCAAGAACUUUCCCUGGAGCCACAGAGGCCUGGCACCCUGGGUCCUGCCGCGCCCGGCCGCAGGUCCGCAGACGCCCGGCUUUUCCAGGACCUUUGGGAAAGGAAGCUUGAACUUGGCCAUCUCCGCAGGAUGAGUUCGGGGACCCUCGGACGGAAGCCGCGGCCCACGACAAGCUGACCUCCCCCAGUUGGUUUCGGUCGCCACCCCUGUCUCCAGAAGAGGAGCCGUAGCCCCAGGAUGCGCGGGGACCCGCCGCCCCCGGUUCCCAGUUCCGCGGACGCUUCCCGGGCGACUCCGGGCUCCUGACGCUCCGGGGCGUGCUCACCCUCCCGCCUCCGCCCCCCGAGCUUCUCGGGGUGCCCUCGGCUCGACCGCAGAACCUCAGACCUUAACCCCACCUGGGGGCCCCACCCAGACCCGCGCUUCUCGCCCUCUACACGGCGCGCACAAUAAAUUAAUGCUUCGCGCUUGAGGGGAGGCGGCGGCGGGCGCCGCGGUCGCAGCUCUCGCCUUGCUGGAGAAGCUUUCAGCCGACAUGGGCUGUUUCUGCGCCGUUCCGGAAGAAUUUUACUGCGAAGUUUUGCUCCUGGACGAGUCCAAGCUCACCCUCACCACCCAGCAGCAGGGCAUCAAGAAGUCAACAAAAGGCUCUGUUGUCCUUGACCACGUUUUCCGUCACAUAAACCUCGUGGAGAUAGAUUAUUUUGGGCUGCGGUACUGUGACAGAAGCCAUCAGACAUAUUGGCUGGAUCCCGCAAAAACCCUUGCAGAACACAAGGAGCUGAUCAACAGUAGCUGGACCUCCAUAUACUUUGUAUUUUGGUAUUAAAUUCUAUGCUGAAGAUCCAUGUAAACUCAAAGAAGAAAUAACCAGAUAUCAGUUUUUCUUACAGGUGAAGCAAGAUGCCCUUCAGGGCCGGCUGCCUUGCCCUGUCAAUAUUGCUGCUCAGAUGGGGGCAUAUGCCAUCCAGGCCGAACUGGGAGACCACGACCCAUACAAGCACACUGCGGGGUAUGUGUCGGAGUACCGGUUUGUUCCUGAUCAGAAGGAAGAGCUGGAAGAAGCCAUAGAAAGGAUUCAUAAAACUCUAAUGGGUCAGGCUCCUUCCGAAGCUGAGCUGAAUUACUUGAGGACUGCCAAAUCCCUGGAGAUGUAUGGUGUUGACCUCCAUCCUGUCUAUGGAGAAAAUAAGUCCGAGUACUUCUUAGGCUUGACUCCAUCGGGAGUUGUCGUCUAUAAGAAUAAAAAGCAAGUGGGGAAGUAUUUCUGGCCUCGGAUUACAAAGGUGCACUUCAAGGAAACCCAGUUUGAGCUCAGAGUCUUGGGAAAAGACUGUAAUGAAACCUCAUUCUUUUUUGAAGCUCGAAGCAAAACUGCUUGCAAGCACCUCUGGAAAUGCAGCGUAGAGCACCAUACGUUUUUCAGAAUGCCGGACACAGAAUCAAAUUCAUUAUCAAGAAAACUCAGCAAGUUUGGGUCCAUAAGUUAUAAACAUCGGUACAGUGGCAGGACAGCUUUGCAAAUGAGCCGAGAUCUUUCUAUCCAACUUCCCCGGCCCAAUCAGAACGUGGUGAGAAGUCGAAGCAAGACUUACCCCAAGAGGGUAGCACAGACUCAGCCCACUGGAUCAAACAACAUCAAUCGGAUAACUGCAAACACGGAAAACGGGGAGAAUGAAGGAACCACCAAGAUCAUUGCGCCUUCCCCAGUGAAAAGUUUUAAGAAAGCAAAGAAUGAAAACAGCCCUGACCCCCAAAGAAGCAAAUCUCAUGCACCUUGGGAAGAAAACGGACCGCAGAGCGGACUAUACAACUCCUCCAGUGACCGCACUAAGUCACCAAAGUUUCCCUGUGCCCGGCAGCGCAACCUCUCCUGCGGCAGUGACAAUGACUCCUCGCAACUGAUGAGGCGAAGGAAAGCUCACAACAGUGGCGAAGACUCAGAUCUCAAGCAGAGGAGGAGGUCACGCUCACGCUGUAACACAAGCAGUGGUAGUGAGUCAGAAAAUUCUAACAGAGAACACCGGAAAAAGAGAAACAGAACCCGCCAGGAGAAUGACAUGGUUGACUCGGGGCCUCAGUGGGAAGCCGUGUUAAGGAGACAGAAGGAAAAGAACCAAGCGGACCCUAACAACCGGAGAUCCAGACACAGAUCUCGCUCAAGAAGUCCUGACAUCCAAGCAAAAGAAGAACUGUGGAAGCACAUCCAGAAGGAGCUUGUGGACCCAUCUGGACUGUCAGAAGAGCAGCUGAAGGAGAUCCCGUACACUAAAGUAGAGACUCAGGGUGACCCGGUCCGCAUCCGGCAUUCUCAUUCCCCGCGGAGUUACCGGCAGUACCGAAGAUCCCAGUGUUCAGACGGAGAACGAUCCGUUCUCUCGGAAGUGAACUCAAAGACAGAUCUUGUACCACCACUUCCGGUCACCCGUUCCUCAGAUGCUCAGGGGUCUGGAGGCUCGACAGUUCAUCAGAGGAGAAAUGGGUCUAAAGACAGCUUGAUUGAAGAAAAGUCUCAGCUAUCUACAAUCAACCCGGCUGGGAAACCUACAGCAAAAACCAUAAAAACCAUCCAGGCUGCUCGCCUCAAGGCAGAGACUUGACGGGCUGGGUGCGGGGUAGGAAGGGAAAUUCGUGCCGUGCCACUGGUACUUCUGAAACUGUGAAUUAGGUCAUUAUCCAUGCACCCUGGACAUGUGUCUUUAGCAUCGUCUAAGGAUUUAUGUACAGCAUUCUUGUGCUCUGGGCCUUUGGGAGGACAACCUUAUAAACUCACUGGAUACCACCAUCUAUUUCCUGAAAUUCUGACCAUCCAACUCUCCACCCAGUCAAGACCAGCAACUUCCGAUGAGCCCCUGGACUCUGGGCCUGCAUCAGACUGGUGACUUUUAUUCCCACAAAACUGUUUCUAAUAUUGUAUCCCGUGGCACUAAGUCCCAACGGUUAUCUACAAAUAAUGUAAAAAGCUGUUAAGUGUUGAUUUGAAUUUAAGUGUCCUUGUCUUGUGUUUUCUGAGGAAAAAAAAAAAGCCCAUGUGGGCUGUCCCAGACCCUACACACCUGCCCACCCAUGUUCCCAAGUUUUGGACCUUUACCUGUGCAUGAUGGCUUUUCAGACAGGAACAGCACUCAGAAAGAACCCUCAGCAUUGUGCCAUCAGCUGUGACCCAUCCUUUUCUGUAGCAGUCUCUGGCUUCCUUUAAACUCUGCUGUCACUACUUAAGCCUUUGCUUUGAAGACAGGACCUCAAGAGACCUCCGCUGGCUCAAGAGCUAUGUCAGUUUUAUUACUGCCCCGUAAUCAAACUUUAUCCCACAAAUGCCUCCAGCUAUUUGAGGGUUCAGUUGGGGGGUAGACUGCUCAGUGAUAGUGCUUGCCAAGCUCUACCCUUAACUCCUUAGGUUGAACUGUGGCCUUUCCCACAAUCUCCCUCACCCCAAACUAAAACCAAAUCCAAGGAUUCCUUCCCACGCAGUGUCCUGUCCUCAAUGUCUUCAUUCUUCUGCUGUAAUUCUAGGCUGCCUCUACAUCCCACCUCACUGUGGUAACAUCUCAGUCCACCUGCGUGGAACUGCCCUGCUCCAUCUCCCCAUCUUGCUUUAAUAAAACCUAAGCCUUA
Messenger RNA from Mus musculus (house mouse), 7276 nucleotides. It is a transcript of the gene Epb41l4a, whose product is annotated as erythrocyte membrane protein band 4.1 like 4a. Lineage: Eukaryota; Metazoa; Chordata; Mammalia; Rodentia; Muridae. The coding region runs from base 4612 to 6261 and encodes 549 amino acids. Gene Ontology annotation, cellular component: cytoskeleton. Gene Ontology annotation, molecular function: cytoskeletal protein binding. The transcript has 24 exons. The record is from RefSeq and is a predicted model, not a curated record.